Messenger RNA from Sipha flava (yellow sugarcane aphid), 705 nucleotides. RefSeq lists its product as uncharacterized. Bases 1 to 705 code for a protein of 234 amino acids. The record is from RefSeq and is a predicted model, not a curated record. The transcript is spliced from 4 exons. NCBI's taxonomy places the organism in Eukaryota, Metazoa, Arthropoda, Insecta, Hemiptera, Aphididae.
AUGAUAACUGGGACGCUUACUGCCCAUAAGAUCAAUGAUACAUCUGAGGAUUUGAUCACAUCUAGUAUUAGUGAUAGAUCUCAUUCCUUACAUAAAAAAUUUGUCGAUGUCGGUGUGCAAACCAAAUUGAGUAACAAUGAUUUCAAUAACGCUUUAAAUAAUUUACGUCGAGAUAAAAAAAUUCUCCAACAAAAACUCAACAGAAAAGAUAAAAGAUCUUCACUCCCUUUCACUUUGUUCUCAAAUGAAACUUCUAAUUCUCAAAAUCUAGAAACUUGUAGAUCAUACUCUGAAGAAAUUCGUAAAUUUCGUUUAACUUUACAUUUUUAUUCCCUUUGCGCCUAUGACUUCAUAAGACAAAGAAGUACACUUCCUGAUCCAUCAACAAUUCGCAGAUUCUUGAGAUGGUUUUUGGCCCGAUUAGAGUGGCAAGUUUAUGAGUACAGUGAUCUUGGUGGUAUUGCACAUGUUACUAAUGAAGAAUUAGCUACAGAAUCAUUAGUAUUCAUAAUUAGUAGUUUGAGUGGAAAAUUCAAUUAUCCAGUUGCAUAUUUCUUUAUUAAUAAAAUGAAUGCUACAGUACAGAGUCAAUUGGUAAUUUCUAUUAUUUUAAUAUUAUAUGAAGCAGGAAUUAUUGUUCAAUCUUUAACUAGUGACGGAAUUAGCACAAAUUUGAAGGCAUAUGAAUACUUAUUUGUUGUUUAG